Molecule: messenger RNA, 1125 nt
Organism: Haliotis rubra (blacklip abalone)
Lineage: Eukaryota; Metazoa; Mollusca; Gastropoda; Lepetellida; Haliotidae
Product: galactose-3-O-sulfotransferase 2-like
Exons: 1
Coding region: 1-1125 (374 amino acids)
Biological process (GO): glycolipid biosynthetic process
Cellular component (GO): membrane
Molecular function (GO): galactosylceramide sulfotransferase activity
Source: RefSeq, a predicted model, not a curated record
AUGGCUUCUAUCACCAUUGUGAGGACGGAACUACAACACAACAUCACACAGCAACAAUGCAACACAAAUCUCGCCACGUCAUCGCAACCAAUCCGGGGAAAUACUGCAGAAAAAACACACGUUGCUUUCCUAAAAGUUCAUAAAAGCGCAAGUUCUACACUAUUCAACAUAUUUUACAGGUUUGGGCAACAAAGACAUUUAACAUUCGUCAUUCCUCGAGAAGGACAUAUCAUCGGGCGAUAUACGGCCAUGCGGAAAAGAAAACUAUUUCCACCUCCAGGGAAUAAGACAUUUGAUAUUGCUUGCCUUCAUUCUGUUUUCGAGAAGGAAGUUUACGAAGCCUAUCUUCCAAAAGACACAGUAUACAUCGCUAUAAUACGUGAACCAUUAAAACGUCUUGUGUCUGCAUUCUGGUACUACCUCACUCUGUAUAAAACUCCUUAUCUAAAGCAGAUACCAGGACCCGAUCCGUUGAGCACAUUCCUACUGGAGCCAUCUAAAUACGAAAACCAGGAUGUCUAUUACUCUCACACCAACAACACAAUGGCUCUUGACUUUGGUUUUCCUCCCGAACAUUUCGGCAACAUAUUUUACUUCAAGCAGUAUCUCUCGUUGCUUGAAUCUAGAUUCGACCUCAUCCUGGAUGCGGAUCUUUUCCCGGAGUCCAUUAUUCUUAUGAAGCGGAAACUGAACUGGAGCCUCAAGGACGUUCUGUAUAUAUCACAAAACAAACUAAAUAAGAAGCCUGUUCAUUUGACACACUUGCUAAAAACAAAAGCAAAAGAGUUCUUACAUUUGGAUUAUAUGCUUUAUGACUAUUUUUCAAGACGGCUUCGGGAGGAGAUUAAAAACCAAGACACGACUUUUAAUGACGAAGUGGAGAACCUUCGCCACGUUCAGCGAUAUGUGACAAGGUUCUGUGCCGCUAGUGGGUCACGUGAGAUGGGUAAAAUCCUCGUUGUGGCUGCUACAAGGUGGAAUCGCGAAUUUAGGGUACACUUCUGUGACUGCAGUUAUAUGAUGCAGAAGGAGAUUCCAGCUGUCCAGAUGAUGAAGGAGAGCAUCAAAGCUCGACUCGAGAAGCAGAGACCAAAUACUUUCUACUACCUUAAACUGCCCAUGUAA